Torulaspora globosa is the source of this 1116-nucleotide messenger RNA. RefSeq lists its product as uncharacterized. NCBI's taxonomy places the organism in Eukaryota, Fungi, Ascomycota, Saccharomycetes, Saccharomycetales, Saccharomycetaceae. The record is from RefSeq and is a predicted model, not a curated record. Bases 1 to 1116 code for a protein of 371 amino acids. The transcript has a single exon.
AUGCACAUAGACUCCGAUGGUUCGCCUCGAUAUGUCCCAAAUGGAUUGGACUCAGUACCAUUGGCGCAUGCCGCUAGCUUUGACGAUGAAUUGUGGAAGUCGUUUUACGAGAGUGAUGCUGUCCCGCCAUCGAAUGAUACAAAGUACCUGGAUAAUAAGUCCUUUCAUUAUACAUCAUCUUUUCAAAUCAGACCUCAAGUAGAGUACUUUGAUUUCGACGAAAGAUACGCCUUUAACGCAACUGAACAGAGGGCGGAAGUUUCUGGGGAAAGAGAUGAGGCUCAUAAGGAUACAAUUCACUAUGCAAAGCUUGAAGAUGAUGCUCCACAGGAGGUCGCCGGUGAAGAUUUUCGGCCAGAGUGCGAGAAUAUUACGUAUAGUGGAGAUGAUUACAUUGAACAAAUGGCUACUAAGAUAGAUCUUUGCAAGCAUGCGUUGGAGUUACUGAUCAAGAAAAUUGAUCAGACAACGUGCUCGACAAUACCCUAUCGUAACACAGAGCAGCAUAUAUCUUUGGCGAGAGAAAUCUCAGAUUUGUUGUCUUUGGUGAACUACGAGAAUAUGCUACAGUCAUUGAUUUCGGGUGAUAUUAACGGGCCGCGAGAAACUGAUACUAAGGCUGUCUCCAUUUCUUCUGCAACUGCAGAUGCUUCUGCCAGGCUGAGCAAUUUACUAAGAGACGACCCCUGUGCGACGCUGCCCAAUUUUGGUGUGAUCCUACUAAAAUCGCCGGCGACUAUCGCGCAAUUAUGGGACGAAUAUACUAAGGUCCCCUCUGAGUGGCCCGUAACAGAUAUCCUGAGCUUCACGCGCCAACAGGGUAUUUUAAACAGUGUAUCAAACAUUGAGCUAGUUACAAAGAGGAAAACGUCGAUACGGCAAUUAGAACAAAUUCUUGGAUCAUCGUGGCGAAAUAAUGAUAAGAAUUUUUCCCGACAAAUUAAUCGCAGAAAGAAGAUUUGGAAGGCGAUCGAAGAUGGUCUGCGAGACGGAGUACCGCUGCAAGAAUGUUUCUCAAUUCUCGAAACUUACGCAAAAGAACGCAACAAGGGUCUAAGUUGGUAUUACAACGGCGUCCCAUUUGCACUGUCGGCCAUGCCUCCUACUGAGAGAUAG